Molecule: messenger RNA, 234 nt
Organism: Suillus subaureus
Lineage: Eukaryota; Fungi; Basidiomycota; Agaricomycetes; Boletales; Suillaceae
Exons: 1
Source: RefSeq, a predicted model, not a curated record
AUGAAUUACAACAACUACAAUAUGGCCAUUGUCGAAACAUAUGCAGUCCACCUGGUAGGAUGGCCCCAGGCUGUCAAAUUUAUCAAUCCUUCAAGCAUUGGGACUGUCAGCAAAAUCCGCAAGCUCCAUGAUACGCUGAGGGCCAAGACAUGUUACUGGAGUGCUCUGACCCCAGCAGAGGUCAAGGCUCAUACUGCUGCACUCAAUGUGCGCCGUUUGGCAGGGGAAGUCAUU